Messenger RNA from Aspergillus versicolor CBS 583.65, 1588 nucleotides. Its product is annotated as sugar porter family MFS transporter. The record is from RefSeq and is a predicted model, not a curated record. Gene Ontology annotation, cellular component: membrane. The transcript has 9 exons. Gene Ontology annotation, biological process: carbohydrate transport; transmembrane transport. NCBI's taxonomy places the organism in Eukaryota, Fungi, Ascomycota, Eurotiomycetes, Eurotiales, Aspergillaceae. The coding region runs from base 1 to 1485 and encodes 494 amino acids. Gene Ontology annotation, molecular function: carbohydrate:proton symporter activity.
AUGUUGAAUCUUAGGGGAAGGGCAUUGAGGCUUGCCAUAGCCACAAGCUCUGGCAGUGCAUAUCUAUUGUUCGGCUACGAUCAGGGUGUCCUCGGCGGCCUUGUCUCGCAACCAAGCUUUCUCUCAGCAAUUGGAAAUCCCACAUCUGGCUUCCUCGGAACCAUUGUUGCUCUCUUUAACAUUGGGUGCCUUGGAGGAUGUUUGAUAGCUGCAAUCUGGGGCAAUCGCCUCGGCCGCAAGCGGACAAUCAUAUAUGGAUGUCUCACCAUGAUUGUUGGUGGCAUCAUCCAGGCGAGUACCUUUGGUGCUGGUCAGCUCAUCGCAGGGAGGAUAAUAUCUGGCAUCGGGAAUGGGCUAAACACGUCGACCGUGCCAGUGUAUGUCUCUGAGACGUCGAAGAGCACUGUCCGAGGACGGUCUCUGGCCAUUCAGAUGUCGAUUGUUAUUUUCGGUACUGUUGUUGCCUACUGGCUCGACUACGGCAUGAUCCGUACCCAGACAGGAGAUGUUGUCUGGCGCUUUCCACUCGCAUUCCAGGAUGUAUUCGCCAUAGUCACCAUUUUAUUAAUGCCUUUGAUCCCGGAGUCACCCAGAUGGCUAUAUUCCAAGGGACGGAGAGAGGAGGCUGUUCAAUCGCUUUCGCGUAUCCUUGAUAAACCCGAUGAUCAUGCUGAUGUGGUUUCCAUCAUCAAUGAAAUGGGACAUGCCGUCUCCCUUGAGCAAAAUGACUCCAGUCUCAGCUUCCGUAGCAUCUUCUUCGACAACACCAGCAUGAAGAACGGAAGGAGGCUGGUACUCUGCUUCCUUAUCCAGCUGUUCCAGCAAUUCACUGGCAUCAACGUCAUUGCAUUCUACGUCACCAUUGUCCUCGAGGCAAACGUGGGUUUAACUCGGGAAACGAGCAGCUUAGUUGCUGGCUUCAUUCAAAUUGCCUUUUGGGCUGGCACAUUCCCACCGAUGCUUCUGAUGGACCGGCUGGGUCGACGCAAAGUACUCAUGUAUGGAUCAACCAUGCUGGGUAUCACGAUGGUGCUAUUCACAGUCGCAAUUGCGCUCGCCACUCCGGCCUGGUCUCGCCUAGCACUUGCUAUGUUGGUCAUAUACGAGUUCUCGUUUGGCAUGUCCUGGAAUAGUGUCCCUUGGCUCUAUGCACCGGAGAUCACGCCGUUGAACCUUCGCCAUGUGGGAGCAGCCGUAGGAUGUUUCUCGGAAUGGCUUUGGACUUUCGUGAUUGCCUAUAUGACCCCUGCCGCCAUUGAGAAUACCGGCUGGAAGAUCUACCUUCUGUUCUGCAUUAUGAUCGCAUUGAGUAUACCCUUUGUGUACUUUUUGCUGCCAGAGACCAGUGGAAAGACACUGGAGGAAAUCGACUAUAUAUUUGUCAAGAACAGAGCACCACAAGGCACACAAUCCGCCACCUCCCGCUCAUCAGUUGAGUUUGAAGUAAAGGCCGACGGUAGGGAUGGUCAGGUUGAGCACGUCUAGUUCAUGGCGACAAGUAUAGGGUUGAGAUAUACCAAAGGAUAGUAGUUACUUCGUAUAGGAUGGGUGUUAUGGGUAUAGAAUCAAAACAAAAAUAAGAUACAAC